CUUAAUACUAGGUUAUUAUCUUAGUAGGAGGAAAUGGGAAUCUGACACAUAGCAAAACAAGACAUUGUCUGUUUUAAUACCUGUGUAUUAUAUGCCAAACAGUUUUUCCUGGAAAUUAUCUGUAUGUCAGCAAAGUGUUUGCUUUUGGGUUUAAUUGUUCACCUACAAAUUAUUUGAUACAUUCUUCUGUGCUCAAUUUUUGCCUUAGGUGGAUCCUACUGAUAUCUUGCAAACAACAUUGACCAAACACGAGUCCUUUCAACACCAAGGAAAAAUUAGCAAACACUUUAUAGCUGGUUGCUCUGCAAAGAGCCUUCCUUUCCUGCGUGUUUCAUCCAGAAACAGAGACAAGCUGAGUCUUUACUUUGUUCUUUUCCAGCAUUAUAGCAUUUUCUAACAAACAUUUUGUUUCAGGAUGCCUCACACAUGACACUUGGCCUUGCUGAGCAUCCAUAACUGACCAUGGAAACGCUCAUAUCACCAAGUAUCCAAUUGUUCUAACUCAUGGUGUCCAAAAGGGCACUUAAAAAUCAAAGUUCAUUUUUAAAGCUUUGCCCUGUACUAACAAAUAAGGUUUCAUGAUGCUCAACCAAAUAGCUUGUUCAGAAACAUGAACUCCAGCCCAGAGAAAACCAUUCAUCAUUUCAAAGACUGUCAGCCAUUACUAGACACAUAUGUAAGGAUUUUUUAAAACUGAAUUGAGUAUCAAAGGCACAUGUUCUGCGUAAAUGUCAGGCAUUUUUACUCAUUUUUCUACUAGAGUUCUGUGAUUAAAAUAAACAUUUACAGUAUGAGAUUUUUUUCCCUGCCUCUGAACACUUUUUGGAUCUGAAUCUUUGUUUUAGAAGAUGUGUCUUGUGAAAAAGAAAUCUAGGAAUAUGGGUCAAAUGUGGCUUUUAAGGCUUGUUCAUAUUUUAAUUGCAUGGUUGCAGACUUAACAAGAGAUGAUUCUUCCCUCCUUGAAAUUUAAGACAUCGAAAGGUUAAUUCAGUCUUCUCAGUUCCAUUUCCUUCCGUCUGUUCCCCUUCCCACACUCCUCCCCACCCCCCAUCUGUAGACAGCUGAGUUAUUUGAAUUUUAUGCAAGCUAGUAUUCAUCCAAAAGUGAAAAUCACUCAAUGUAUGCACUAGGCAAGCGAAAAUUGCAGUACUGCACACUUGCAUUUUUUACUUCCUAUUUACUUUUCUUUGCAUUCACCAGCUUGGGCUGUGGACAUACAUGCUCAUGUCCCAAAGAUCAAGUUAACUCAAAUUAAAGCUUGUGUGUCCCCAUUGCUGUUGAAUUCCCAUUCUUUGUUCUCAUGUGGAAUCUAUGCUCAAGCUGCUGUGGUGCUUUUACCUUGGGUUGCGGAAAGGCUACAGUUCACAUUACCACAAUUUAUCAGCUGCCAACACAAUCACUCUCUGCUGCUCCCAUGUUAUUUCAUGGUGUGGUCACUCUUACUCAAGGUACACUAACUCCAAAGGAGUUCCUUUGACAGAGCUCAGGUUAACAAUGGGAUGAAGAAAACUUUAUUCCAAAUGAUUUUAGCACUUUGCAUACAUUUGCAAGGAAAAAAAUCCAUAAAAGAACUCAUUAAAAAUGUUCUAGUUCACUCAGGUUCUGGAGAAAGAGAUGUUCACUUCAGAUGCCAGGAGAGGUAAACAGUAUAAUCUUUCUUUUUUCUUUAUUUUACAUUUUAAAAAAGAAAAACAGCAUUUAAUGUAAAUUUCUUGCAGCUUUCAUCGAAAGGCAGAAGUCAAUAGAUGUGGAACUUACUGAUUACCAUUUUCUUACAUAAUUGUUGACCUUGUAUACACAGCAUGUAAUACCUAUGUGUUUGAUUUACACUGUAUAACAAGCUUAUAAAAUUGGAAAAUGAUUUUUGGAAAAGAUGAUGGAAAACUACAAGUUUUUAUUCUGCAAAUUUCUCAGAGUAAUCAGCUAGAAAAGAUAACUUGGCUGCCUUUUCUGUUCCUCUGCUUCAGCAGCCUUGUUUCCUUAAGCAGCUGAAAAGCUUCAGGGUUUAUCCUCCCCCCAGCAUAAAACCACUCAAGCUACCAGAAGUCCCAGGCUAUUGCGAGUGGAAUGAUUUGGCAACACAAAGAGAAGUGCUGGUGAGGCACCCCUCAAAACCACAUCCACAGCUCCGUGUCCCAGGAGUGAAGAAUACCUCACCUCUGUAGCUACCACCACGGAUUUUAACAACAGACCCACCUAUUGUGCUUUUUCCUCUGGACAAAAUGAAAAUCUGAAGUUAACAUAAAGUUAAGUAGAUGUCUGGAUUUUAUGAUCUUUGAUCUAUCUUCUCCUAGAUUAUGCUGGUUAUCUAUUUGCUGCACAGUGGGUACCACAAUUUCAAUGGUAAUGUUUCUCCUGUCUGAAGCAAAGAUAGGAAGAAUCCCAAGAAUGGAUUGUUUCAUUCCAGAGCAGCUAGCUACACUGAGAAGAGCCAUGUUUGAGCACACUCCCGACGCUCAUCCAAGAUUUCCCUGUCUUACUCCUUCCCUAAACUGUUGCUUGCAGAAGAUACUUCUGUCCAGAGACAGAAAGAAGGGAAAAAAAAUAAAGACUGUUAAAGACUCAAAGUCAUGCUAAACUUGUGUCUCUAGACCAGUAUUCAUCACAAACUGUCAUGUGCUCUGUAGCACUAACUAAUGUGACUAACACAUCACAUGCCUCAUUCCCCACCCUGGCUUUGGGGGGAGAAGCCUGUGCACGGACAUUCUGUAUUCUACUUUUUCCUUUAAUAAUUCAUGCAUGGGUCAACAAAUUUUGCUAGAAGGCGCCAGGCCAGAGCCAAGUACUUUGUGCUGGAAGACACACUUUUGGGUAAGUUCUUGAGAAAGCUCUGUUGCAAGAAUCUCCAUCUGGUUAAACUUUUAAAAAUUCACCCCCAUACCAAGUUUUAUAAUAUAAAAAAAGCCAAAAAACAAAAGAAGAGAGAGAGGAAAUUUCUACUCCCACUAGCUUAUGUUUUCUCCUUUUGCUCUUUGCUGCAACAGGGUCUCUGGAAUAGACUUGUCUGAACUCCUGAGCUAUUUGGAAAACACGGGGCUGGAAAAAAUAGCCCAAGAAGAAGGACUAUCUACGACUGCCUCUCCUCCCCCCUCAUCUUCUGCAUGUACUGACCCUCAAGGUUCAACGGUCCUGAUAUGGAAAAUGAAACACCUUAGAGAGCUUCUGUAAAGAUUCUAUAGUCUGCAUGCUCCACUGGCUUCCUGGUUUUGCACAUUUCUAUACACUGGAUCAUUCUGCUGCCUCUGUGCAACACAAAGAAAAGUUGAAGUUCAUUGCAACCACAGUCAUCCCAAGGCCAGGACCCAUCAUGUCCGACAAACCAGAUUUUGCAGAAAUUGAAACAUUUGACAAGACCAAGCUGAAGAAGACAGAAACCAGAGAGAAAAAUCCACUGCCCACUAAAGAAACUAUCGAACAGGAAAAGCAAAGUGAAAGUACAGCCUGAGUAUAAAUUCAAGAUGUGACUGCUGCUUCUUCAGUGGGGUUUUGACUUCUGAGUUGGGUUGUUGUUUUAUUUUGUCCCUCCCACACCAUUUUUGUUGCCUGUUUAUUUUAGAAACAUUUGUUCAUUUAAUGUUCCCUGGAGAAGUUUAUUCUGUGUUUUUUGAAGAAGAUACUAUGUAUUUGUAUUCUUAAAAUUAUAAUUCCAAGUUCGCUAUCAACCCCAUUACUUGGCAAA
This is a messenger RNA of Cyanistes caeruleus (blue tit), 3679 nucleotides long. The record is from RefSeq and is a predicted model, not a curated record. NCBI's taxonomy places the organism in Eukaryota, Metazoa, Chordata, Aves, Passeriformes, Paridae.